CUCCGUCGCAGGUCCAAGGCUUCGUUCAAGACUGAAAAUGGCUCAAGCAGCAACUCGGAAAAUGGCAGCGUUAUGGACCAACAGCCCGGCUCCUCUGCUCAAUCCUCCACCAACCUCAGCCUGAAGCCUUCACCGCCGACCACCACAUCUCUCUCCUCUCAGCGCUCGCAAUCACACAACAACCUGGCAUCCCUCAAUGGCAGCGUCAAAGGUGGUCCGCCAGUUCCGCCGAGGCCUGGAAUGAGUGGCGCCUCCAGCAGUCGUUACAGCAUAAACGUGCGGUCGAACAGGUUCUCAGACCACAUUGGAGAUCGCCAGGCACCUGCUACAUCUCCUCUUGCACCGAGAGUGUUGUCCAUAUCGGAUGGUUCAUGGGUGCAUCAAAAAGUCCUGCUGAUCUUCGGCCAAUGCGCUGACCCUGCGAACCCUGUCGAUGGCGAGGUCACCGUCUGUCACCAUCAGGACAACUUCCCUCCUACACAAUGGCCUGUCAACGACUCGCACUUCAAAGCGUUGGUCUACUUACAACCAGGUCCGAACCGAAUACGCCUCGACUUUACAUCGCCGAAAGUACACUCACCCACCACAUCGAUCCCAGCGCACUCCUCGUGGAUCAACAUCAACUUCCUGCCUCUGAUUUCCGCACCGCCGCUCCAACUGUGCAUACUCGUCGCGAAGGACUCGCCAGAAACGUACGAUGCGGUUCCCGAAAGAGUGAGGACGGAGGGAAAUGGGUUGGCGACUGCAGUGAAGAAGUUCAGAAUGGCGGCAUAUCUAUGGCAAGCUUUCACAGCGGAGCAGAUGAACCGAAAUGGGUUCGGUAGGAGGUGCUAUCGGUAUGAGGAGGAAUGGCAGCCAGGGACAUUGACGUGGAAAGACCAAGAGACUGGUCAGAUGCGGAACGAGGCAAAGAUUCACAUCAUCCGCCUGCAACAGACGGUGGCUGAGGUUCAAGAUUUGGAUGUGGCACAACAGGGUGGAGGAAGCAAGAAGGGCGACCUGUUUGGAAUGGCCAUGGACGCAGUAAAGGGAUACUUUGCCGCGCGUGCAGGACAGCCGCAAUACGUUACUUGUAUGUUCCUCGAUUCGAAGUGGGACAAGCAGGCCAAUUUGAUCCGCGGACAUGCAGCUCUCGGCGGUGGCACGUCAGAAGUCAGAUUGGCCAUCUUUGGAUCCCAUUGCCUGCAGUCUUACCCUGCGCAUAUUGAGGAAGUGGUUCCGGCCUUCACCGACUGCACCCGGACCGACACGGACUACGUCGCCAAUGACUGCAAUGAAUCUGGCAGUAAUUGGGAAGCGGCCAACAUCGGUAUUGGUGCCCACAUGCACGAGACCGGUCAUCUCUUUGGCUCUCCCCACCAAGAGACAGGCGUCAUGCUCCGCGACUAUGUCACACUCAAUCGCACUUUCACCACGCGGGAACCAUACUCCACCCGCACCAAACAGCAAGGCCAGCGCCUGUGUCUGCCCAAAGAUGAGUGCGCGUGGCACCGUCUCGAUGCCCUUCGCUUCCGCUUCCACCCAUGCUUUCACCUACCAGGCGAUCCUUCCAUCAUAGGCGACACCUCCAUCCAGGUUUGGAGCGUCGAGAACAAUCAAGUCCUCAUCACCUCCGCCACGGGCGUUGCGUGGAUCGAGAUCUUCACCGAAGGUGACGAGCUUUGCCGCCACUGGAUCGAAUACCUAGAACCCGGUGCAAGCCCGACGACGACUCCCCGGCAGAUCACCAUGACCGAAGCCACGCUGAAGGAGCACCUGCCCGCUGAAAAGCGCAAGAAGAAGCUUGGCGUCAAGAUCUUCUCCUGCGCUGGAACCGAAUACGAAGUCAAGGACUUUUCCUCCCUGCUCUCGUCCGAGAAUCGUCUCAAGCUUCCCGAUGGCCGACCAGGAUUCAAGUCCUCCAAGUUGGGACAUUCAUCGAUGAACACCUCCCGCCCAAUCCAACACAUCCUCGGGCCCUGCGAGAAGAAGUCACUCGACCGCAAACUCAGACUACUGCUUUCCGUUCGCGUCUACCACGGCUCCUGCCUUGACGGCAUGGAAUUCGUCUACGAAGACGGCACGUCCGAACUUUUCGGUAACCGGGGAGGAAAGCCCGGCGGGUCCGAGUUCGCGCUGGACACGCGGAAGGGAGAGAUGCUCAUGGGAUUUUAUGUGAGAGCAGGAGCGUGGAUCGAUGCGGUCCAGAUUUUGACGAGCACCGGGAGGAAGAGUGAGAUAUUCGGCAAUGCGACUGGCGGAUCGGGGUAUUGGCUUGUUCCGCCUCGAGGGUAUUCGAUUGCGGGUGUGUUUGGCAGUUGUGGGGGUUGGGUGGAUGGGUUCGGGUUGGUCAUUACUCGGUGAGGCGGACAAUGGUUCUUUGCAUUGGAUCGAUUUACCUGGAUGAGCUUGUCCUGAGAGUGGGAGAAGCAUUGCGAGCAUUUGGUCUGAACAGAGACUUGUCGCGCGCGCGCGAAAGAUGCGUGGAAAUAGAAGGGUAUUGGCUGCCAGAUGCGAGGAAUUGGGCAACUUGCAGGACUACAGGAUACCGGCGGUGUCUUGUCUUUCGAACCAUCUCAUGGGCC
This is a messenger RNA of Zymoseptoria tritici IPO323, 2564 nucleotides long. RefSeq lists its product as uncharacterized. Lineage: Eukaryota; Fungi; Ascomycota; Dothideomycetes; Mycosphaerellales; Mycosphaerellaceae. The record is from RefSeq and is a predicted model, not a curated record. The transcript is spliced from 3 exons. Bases 73 to 2343 code for a protein of 756 amino acids. Gene Ontology annotation, cellular component: cytoplasm.